CAAUACCAAAGAGAGAGAGAGAAUAGAUACUGGUUGUUGGGUUUUGGAUGAGUGGUGAAAGGUUUGUCUGUGAGAAGUAGGAAGGAUGGAGAGAUCCCGUGCUUCUUCUUCAUUUCUGCUUUUGUUUUCUGUGCUUCUUUUGUUCCUCUGUUCCUUCACUCCUGUUUGCAUUGCCUCAAGACUUUUACAGGUAGAAUCUGAAGAUGUUAGGAGUAGUCUUCUUGCCAAUGGACUCGGCAUUACACCUCCAAUGGGGUGGAACAGUUGGAAUCAUUUUAAUUGCAAGAUCGAUGAGAAAACAAUCAAAGAAACAGCUGAUGCUUUGGUGUCAACCGGGCUUGCUAAGCUUGGUUAUCAGUAUGUCAAUAUAGAUGAUUGCUGGGCUGAGUUAUCUCGUGAUAGAAAGGGAAAUCUAGUGGCCAAGAAAUCAACAUUUCCAUCUGGGAUUAAAUCUCUAGCAGACUAUGUUCACAGCAAGGGGCUUAAGCUAGGAAUCUACUCUGAUGCAGGGUACUUCACAUGUAGCAAAACAAUGCCUGGUUCACUUGGACAUGAAGAACAAGAUGCCAAGACCUUUGCUUCAUGGGGUGUUGAUUAUUUGAAGUAUGAUAACUGCUACAAUGAUGGUUCAAAGCCAACUGUUAGAUACCCUGUAAUGAGCCGAGCUCUGAUGAAGACAGGCCACCCAAUCUUCUUUUCUCUAUGUGAAUGGGGGGAGCUACACCCAGCUCUAUGGGGUGCUAAGGUAGGAAAUAGCUGGAGAACUACUGGUGAUAUUAUGGAUAAUUGGGAAAGCAUGAUGUCUAGAGCUGACAUGAAUGAAGUCUAUGCUGAUUUUGCAAGGCCUGGUGGUUGGAAUGAUCCAGACAUGCUUGAGAUAGGAAAUGGAGGGAUGACUAAACAUGAAUAUAUUGUUCACUUCAGCAUUUGGGCCAUUUCCAAGGCUCCCCUUCUUAUUGGGUGUGAUGCAAGGAAUGCAACCAAAGAAACCAUGAAAAUCCUCUCAAAUAAGGAGGUUAUUGCAGUUAACCAGGAUCCACUUGGUGUUCAGGCGAAAAAAGUUUGGUUGAAGGGUGACCUUGAGGUAUGGGCUGGACCUCUUUCAGGCCAUAGGACAGCUGUUGUACUAGUCAACCGGGGUUUACGCCAUAAUCGUAUUACUGCUCAUUGGAAGGACAUAGGUAUUUCUCCAAACAAGGUGGUAGAGGCAAGAGAUCUUUGGAAGCACAAGACCCUCAAGACACGAUUUAUGGACAAUUUGACAGCCACCAUGGCUUCUCAUUCAUGCAAGAUGUAUGUGUUGACACCAAUUUCUUGAGUCAGGAUUCCAGGGGGAAUGUUAUGUGAUGAGAGCAUUUUCUAUGAUCUAGGCUUUGCAACCUGAGGUGAAGGUCAUAUUAGAAGGUGUUAUCCUUCUCUAAAUGUCCAUAUGGGCAUGGAUUUGGUAAUUCAGAAUGAAUGGGCCCAUCCACUUUAUGUAUUUUUCUUCCCUCAAUUUGUUCCAGUUGAUGAUAUUUUCAGAGGUUUCAGUUCCCAAUUAGAGAGAUGGUAAUACAUUUCUAGGCAUGAAAUGCUCCUGCUGAUCAGGUUAA
Messenger RNA from Nelumbo nucifera (sacred lotus), 1592 nucleotides. RefSeq names its product alpha-galactosidase 1-like. Gene Ontology annotation, biological process: carbohydrate metabolic process. Lineage: Eukaryota; Viridiplantae; Streptophyta; Magnoliopsida; Proteales; Nelumbonaceae. The record is from RefSeq and is a predicted model, not a curated record. Gene Ontology annotation, molecular function: hydrolase activity, hydrolyzing O-glycosyl compounds. Gene Ontology annotation, cellular component: plant-type cell wall.